Molecule: messenger RNA, 282 nt
Organism: Staurois parvus
Lineage: Eukaryota; Metazoa; Chordata; Amphibia; Anura; Ranidae
Source: the annotation of a GenBank genome assembly
AACUUUUCUUCUGGCCGAGGUACGAAUAGGGUGUGCCCAUCAGUGGGCCCCCUUACAUCAAGUGUGCCCAUCAGAGUGCUGUUUUACAUAAGUUGUCCCCAUCAGAGUGCACCUUUACAUCAGGUAUCCCCAUCACAUUGCCACCUUACAUCAAGUAUUCCCAUCAGAGUGCCCUCUUACACUCAAAGUACCCCUUUACAUCAUAUUUCCGCAUCAGAGUGCCCCUUUACAUCAUAUUCCCCAUCAGAGUGCUCCUUUUUAUCAUAUUUCCCCAUCAGAGUG